UAUCGAGUAAGUAGCUGGUCAGCUAGCGUGGCUGACUUCUUCAUCUUAGCCACGAUUCUUUAGUUUUCUCGACUUUGUGCAGUCUGGUCAGAUUAUAAUGUCCACUCGAAGCGGGAUGUCUAACGGGGGAAUCUCAAACAACAAGGUGAAGUAUUCCAGAGUAGCAGACAGCGAUGAAGGCUACAUUGACCUACAGUUCAAGAGAAGUCCACCCAAAGUUCCAUACAAAGCCAUCGCACUGGCAACGUUCCUGUUCCUGGUUGGGUCUUUACUGAUUAUUAUUGGAUCUUUGCUUUUGGCCGGCUCCAUUGAAGUUACGCAUCGAGAUCGCACGAUUCCCGUCCUCAUCAUCGGAAUCCUCAUAUUUCUGCCUGGUUUCUAUCACUUGAGGAUCGCCUACUACGCCUCCAAGGGUUAUCGUGGUUACUCAUAUGAUGACAUUCCAGACUUUGAUGAUUGACCCUGCUGCAGGCAAACAUGGCCAGCAUGCUGAUCAGCCAUCUGAAAUCUUUGGACACCUGCUGUUUCCUUUGUGUCCUUAUGGCCAAAGCUGCAUGACAUGCCUUUGUAUUUUCUCCCUGUGUGAAUCUUUAGUUUUCCUCCAGCAGGGAACCAGCAGCCAGCUGUAGAUUAUCUGAGGUACAGCAUGAGCACAGGAGUGUAUGUGCUUCCUUUAGUUCUUGUACCAAAGUCUGAAUGUACCUCUGUGUUAUGCAAAAUAGAGUAUUUAUUUUAGCACUAUGUAUGAAAAGCCAAAAAAGAAUAGUGGACAUCAUCUUAUCCCUUUGCUGUAUUUGCCCCUAUGAGGAGUUUCUGUGAUGAUGUGUAUAGAGCUGCGAGAAACAGUGUUGUUUUGCAAGAAUAAAUAGUUUUUAUGAUGUUCUUACUUUGUCACUGGUUUGAAAAAUGAAGAAGCAGCGGUUGUGGUUGCAUUUGGGGUUUUGAAAAUGUAUUCACUGUUCAGCAUUUGUGAGAGCAACAAUGGUCUGUUUUAUGAGUACUUUCAGAACAGAAACAUGCAUAAUUCAUUAUUUUUAACAUAGUAACGCUUGUCUGAGUAAGAGUAGGGCUAUGAUGGUCAAUUACAAUUCAUCUUUUCUUUGAACUGGUGAUCGUUAAUGCCGCUUUGCCUAGUUAUGUUUGCAUAAUUAAUAUAUCUGCCGAUGUUGAGGUAGAUACAUUAACAUUGAUCAGAUUUAGAAAUUUUUUCUAUUAUUUCUAAAACAAUUUCUAUUGGGUUAGAAAUACAGAUGUUUUAAUGUAUCAACCCAGCAUCACCUAACAUUCUGCUCUUCAGUAGCACAAAAAUAAUCUUUUAAGCAUAUAUUGGCCGAUACCAAUAUGAUUCUAAUAUUGUGUAUGUCUAAUGCAUCUCCCACAGCCCUUACAAUAAGAAACAGCCUAAUGGACAUAUCCGUUUAUAUAAUUUUGGCAUCAUAGUAUUCUUAGACUUUUUUGUCAUAUCUGUUUGAAGGCUGUAUCAGUUACUUUUUGUUUUCAAUAAAGUACUUUGGAGUCGUUGAAA
Pygocentrus nattereri (red-bellied piranha) is the source of this 1525-nucleotide messenger RNA. It is a transcript of the gene tmem230a, whose product is annotated as transmembrane protein 230a. Gene Ontology annotation, biological process: synaptic vesicle transport. The transcript is spliced from 4 exons. Gene Ontology annotation, cellular component: synaptic vesicle; endomembrane system. Lineage: Eukaryota; Metazoa; Chordata; Actinopteri; Characiformes; Serrasalmidae. The record is from RefSeq and is a predicted model, not a curated record. Bases 98 to 460 code for a protein of 120 amino acids.